Messenger RNA from Egretta garzetta (little egret), 960 nucleotides. It is a transcript of the gene LCNL1, whose product is annotated as lipocalin like 1. NCBI's taxonomy places the organism in Eukaryota, Metazoa, Chordata, Aves, Pelecaniformes, Ardeidae. The transcript has 6 exons. Bases 56 to 601 code for a protein of 181 amino acids. Gene Ontology annotation, molecular function: small molecule binding. The record is from RefSeq and is a predicted model, not a curated record.
CAGCCCUGGCACCGCUUUCCAUCCCACUGGCAAAGCCAGAGGAGGCUGCAGCGAGAUGAGGACCCUGGGGCUGAGCCUGGGGUUGGCCCUGCUCUGCUCACUGCACGCGGGGGCCAAGGACCUUGGGGCUGCGGGACUGGACAAGAGCAAGGUUGCAGGGAAAUGGUACAUCAUUGCUCUGGCCUCCAACUCCGAGCGCUACCUCCGAGAGAAGGAUGAGCUGAAGAUGGCGAUGGCCAAGAUCACGGUCCUGGGGGAGGGCGACCUGAAGGUCUCCUUUGCCAUUCCCACCCCAGAGGGAUGUAAGAAACGGGAGUCGAUCUACAAGCAAAUGGACAUCCCGGGUGAAUACUACAGCUCUGAGAGAGGCAAUAAAAUAGUGCAAGUGUUGGACACCGAUGGCAAGACGUACGCCGUUAUCUUUGCCUCCAGAGUGAAGGAUGGGAGGACCCUGCACAUGCUGAGGCUCUACAGCAGAACCCGGGAGGUGAGCCCCGAAAUCACAGCGCUGUUCAAGAAGCUUGCGAGGGAGAAGAGCUACACCGAUGAGAUGAUCAAGAUGCUGCCCAGCCAGGACAACUGCAGCCUCGACGAAGCAUAGCUGAGUUGCUGCAGCGCAACACAAUGUUUGCAAUAUCCUUGGCUGGAAGCUGCCAGCCUUGGUGCCCCAGCAAGGGCCACCAUGAACACCUUGAAUUACCCGGGGGGCUGAGCUGUUUGAACCCAUGCUGGCACUUACACACACCACCAUUCCCUUUGGAGCCACCCUGCAGUGGGGACCCCCGGGGUGCAGCUGCCCAGCGGUGAGCAAGGGCACUUGAACCGAAACCACUGGUUCCGUGGAGAAAGAGCUGCAGAGCCCAUCCAGCCCAUCUUUUGAGCUCGGUGGUCAAGGCUCUGACACGUCCCCUGCUCCUCCAGUGCCCAGUCCCUCCUUUCUGCCAAAUAAACAGAAACUCC